GUUUUUCCCUCAUUGGCGGAAUGUUUCUGUUUCCGGUUCGGAGAGGCAGGGCUUAGUCCAGAGGGGAAGAAGAGAAGCCCAGUUUUCAGAAAUGGCUUCCUUUGGAUGGAAGAGGAAGAUUGGUGAAAAGGUAUCAAGAGUAUCAUCUCAGCAGUUUGAAGCUCAGGCUGCAGAUGAACAGGGUCUUGUUGACAAUGGUGAUGUUGAUUGGAUUAGUGAAGCUAAAAGGAAAAAGGGUCUUCUGCUAGAAGAGUGUUUGGCCAAAAGCAAGCGUCUGAAGGAGGAAGGUACAGUUUUGGCUGAAAGUGAAAGAUACCGAGAGGCGGUUCACAAAUGGGACGAAGCACUCCAGUUAACACCAGAGGAUGCUACCCUCUAUGAGAUGAAAUCACAGGUUCUUAUGUCUCUGCACGAAAUGUUCCCAGCAGUGCAUGCAGCAGAAAUGGCUGUCCAGAGAGAUCCCCACUCUUGGGAGGCUUGGCAGACAUUAGGGCGGGCCCAGCUUGGAUUAGGAGAAAUUGCACUGGCAAUCCGAAGUUUCCAGAUUGCCCUCCAUAUCUGCCCAUUAAGCUCCGAACUGUGGCACGAGGAUCUGUCUUGGGCAAGAAAAUUACAACAGCAGAAGAAAGUAACCAAAUCGAAGACAGGAGGACAAGGAACAGCAGCUGAGGGAGAGACUUCGAAGGAACCAAUCCCAGAUUAUGAUUUUGAAAGCGAUGAGAUACUGGCUGUGUGUGCAGCCAUUGCUGAGAAGGAGAAAGCCUCACUGGACUCUAAAACAGUUGUAAUUGUGUCAGCCUCUGGGGAAGUGGAGACUGUGACUGAAAAAGAAGAGUCUGCAACAACGCCUGAUAGUACAGUUUUUAUCAAAGCACGAUAAGCAGCACCAGUUCUUCUGUUAACACUUCAUGUUCUUGGAGAGUUCUUUUUUCACCUUCCCCUCUGUUUGCAACCUUAUCUUGGAUUGUGAAACGCUGUGUGGUUCCUUGUCAUCAUGAACAUAAGUCUCAGAGGUUAUAGUAAUGUCUGCUUCUCUCCUGAUCUGGUUGCUAAGAAUAUGUCCAUAGAAAGAGGGUGCUUCAAAGUGGAUUGUAUGAGGAACAGAGCUCCAGCCCUAUAGGCUGUCCACAAAUUGAGUUGUGAUGUAUAGGAGAUUAUUAGAAGCAAGGAGGUUGUGUGCAAUACCAUUCAGAAGUAGGGAACUAUUGCCCAAAUCAUUGUAUUCUUGAUUUAAAAGACGAUAGAUUUCAGAUAGAAACUGGGUAUUUUGUGGACUGCGUACAUCAUGGUCCAAUACAUAGUCCUUAUUAUGUUUUCCUACUACGGCUUAUUCUUUCCCUAAUGUGUACAGUUUGAUAUGUGCUACACAGAAGUUCGGAGCAGCUUUAAGUUUGCUGCUUCUCCCCUGCAUGCAACAAAAGAAGGAAACACAAAAGGGACAAACAAAAAGUGAAGAUAGGAAAAGAUGAAGCUUCAAGCAGAUAUGUUCUCAAGAGCAACAUUUAUUGUGCUGCGUUGUAUGGCAAAUCUCUUUGAAACCUAUAGUUUUUGAGGACAAGAUAAUUGCAUACCUUCUAAUUCUGCUGUCUUUUUGUGGUCGUGUAUGGCAUCAAAUAUUGUCUAUGAUGCAGAGAUGCUCAAAAUAGUUUAAAAUCCUACCAUAAAAGUUUUUUAGCAGUUAAAUUGGAUAAUAUGCAGAAGGGAUGAACCUUCUCAGAAUUGUCUGUGAAAAAAUUAGCAUAUCUUCAAAUAAUUGCAAAAAGCCACGGGCACCCAUGAAUUUUUAGGGCAUAAAACAAAAUAACCAGGCUUUGUACUGUGGAGAAAUUAUCAAUAGCAGCUUGAUGUAUAAAUAUAAUCCAGAUGACAUGGACCCAAAUAUUUGUAUACAUAUUUGUGGUGUUCCAUCUCAAUUACAGACUAAUCCUCUAUCUGGGACAUCAAGUGUUGCUGUCAGGGUUUGGAAACUCUUAUUUCCUUGAUGAUUGUAAAUUUAAAAAUAACAAUAAAAAGCUAAAUCUUA
Molecule: messenger RNA, 2023 nt
Organism: Anolis sagrei ordinatus
Lineage: Eukaryota; Metazoa; Chordata; Lepidosauria; Squamata; Anolidae
Gene: TTC33
Product: tetratricopeptide repeat domain 33
Molecular function (GO): protein binding
Source: RefSeq, a predicted model, not a curated record